GUGUGCGCGCACAUGUGUAUAUGUGUGUGCGUUUGCGUGUGUGUGUGUGUGUGUGAAAGGAUUAAACUGAAAAUACUUAAAUUAUAGCAGAUAUACAUUGUUUAUAUUUAAGGUGUGCAACCUGAUUCAGUAUACAUAUGCAUUGUGAAAGAAUCACUACAAUCAAGCUAAUGUGACUCCAUUUUGGACUGUUUUCACCUCCAUUCUUUUCAACACUACUGAACAUCGUAGCUUAGCCCAGCCAGUUUCUACUGAAUGCAUAUUGCUUUCACACCAUUGUAAAGUCAAAAAAAUCAUAAGCAUGAAAAAUCAUGAAUAAAAGUAUGUGUCAUGUUUGUUACGCCAUGACACCAACAAAAACUUACUAAAUAACCAAAUUUCACUUUCAGCCUUUUCCAGAGAUGGAAUUAUAAACCACUUAAUUUGGAAUUUCCUGAUCAGCACUGGUAAGGUAAUCUGCCUGAUAUGACCCCCUGCCUUCCCCUGAAUGAAGGUCUCCUGCUUAAAAUAAUCCAGUCUUUAAGUACAUAGUCCCACUGUCUUUCUGCCUAUAAAAACCUUCCAUUUUGUACAACUCACCAAAGCACCUUUCUAGUUGCUAGAUGGCAUGCUGCCCAAUUCCUGAAUUGCUUAAUACAGCCAAUUAGAUCUUCAAACUUACUUGGUUGAAUUUUGUUCUUUAACUCCUGCCCCCAGGGCCUUGCCAUUCGUUUGUACCUAGAGGACUGUCUUUGAUGUAUGACCCCUUUGCUCCAGGCUCUUCUCAGAGUGACCCCCAGUGUUCUAGAUGAGGAGAUAAACAGGUGCACAGAGUAAGGCUGUCCCCUCUUCCUCCACCACUGCCAAUCAGUUGGAACACUGCACCUCCCACAUCUAUUCCUUUCUUCACUGCCUCAGACUUCUUAGCUCUAAGAAAAGGGAAAGGACACUGACUCUGCUCUUUAGAUUCACACACUAAUCCCCACGGACCUGUGAAGACCCACAGGUGAUCCUGGUGACUGAGAUGUCCUCCUCUCUGAAGGUCCCAGGUCCUCUCUUGCUGCUGCUGUUCCCCUUAUGUGGGCUCCAUGUACACAGCCAGAACCUUUCCUGGAGGGAAUUCAUGAAACAGCACCACCUGAGCACAAGCUGGGAAUUCAAUGAGUACAGAUGCAAUGAUCUCAUGAGAGAAAGAGAAGCUCCGAAAGACAGGAAUGACAUCUUCCACCUCUUCAUCUAUAUCUCUUGGCACAAAAUCAAGCACAUAUGCAUCAGAAACUGGAGAGAUCACUACAGAAAUGUAUAUAUAUGGGCCCAGUAUCCCUUCAAAAUAAUCAAGUGUUACCAGGGGAAUAACAAAAAGGGCUACAAAGAGCACAGGAGUUACAGCUACAUUGAAUUCCAUUGUGGCAUGAACGGGUUUGUUGAUAGCAUAGAGGACAUCCGGCUGUUAGAGGUUAUCAGUAGCCUCUAACCACAUGCCCUGGUUUUAGUAGAGUGAUGAGUGUUUCCCAAGUGGUGGGCCCUGCCCACAUGAAUAGCCCUUACUAAUCACUACUUUGCAUUUAUGUGCCAAUGUUUUCCAACCACUUAGAGUAAUGUAUCACAUGGUUUCUUAAUAUUAUAACUUUACCUAUGUUGGUUCUCUGCCUGGAAUUCCUUUCUGUUGUCA
Molecule: messenger RNA, 1651 nt
Organism: Myotis brandtii (Brandt's bat)
Lineage: Eukaryota; Metazoa; Chordata; Mammalia; Chiroptera; Vespertilionidae
Gene: EDDM3B
Product: epididymal protein 3B
Source: RefSeq, a predicted model, not a curated record